CGCCACCUAAAACCCAGAAAGAAAACCCACACUUUGACUCCCAGUCCCAGUCCCAGAGCCAGAAGCAAGAACCCCAUUCAGUUCUCAGCAAAAGAAACAUGACUCCGAAUCCUGCAGCUCUCACUCGGAAAUCCGCUUUGUUGUACCGUUUAGUGGAUUAUGCUCGGAGACCUGUUUCGUCAUACUCUGGUUCCCAUGCUCGGCUCUUUACCAAACCAAUUCAGAUAAGAAGAUUUGAGGGCUUUUCUUCGGGUUGUUCUAAUUCAUAUUCUCUGAAUUCUAGUCAUGGAGCUCGAUUUAAUGAUGUGGGUGCUUUCAAAAUGGGACGGGAGCAAUUGGGUUUGGAUUCUUUCCGCGUUUCUGCAGUAUCGGGUGGUGGGUCGGGGGGAACUGGUGGGUUUAGAGGCUCUGGUGGUGGGAAUUCUGGGGAUGGAAGCGAAGGUGCUGAUGGCAGCGGUGGAAGAAGAUGGUCCUUUCUUUCAUGGUAUCUGGAUCUUCUAGCAAAGUAUCCUGUACUGACGAAAGCCAUAACGUCUGCACUUUUGACUUUGAUUGGGGAUCUGAUUUGCCAGCUUGCCAUUGAUCAAGUGCCAUCACUAGAUGUCAAAAGGACGUUCUUGUUUACUCUUCUGGGAAUGGUACUGGUUGGACCAACAUUGCAUUUCUGGUAUUUGUACCUCAGUAAAUUGGUAACGUUGCCUGGAGCAUCAGGUGCUUUUCUGCGCCUUGUGCUGGAUCAGUUCAUCUUCAGUCCUAUAUUCAUUGGAGUUUUCCUAUCCACGUUGAUGACUCUAGAGGGGAAACCAGAACAAGUCAUGCCCAAACUUGAACAGGAAUGGUUUUCAGCUGUUCUCGCAAACUGGCAGCUUUGGAUCCCCUUCCAGUUUCUCAACUUCCGUUACGUCCCUCAGCAAUUCCAGGUCCUAGCUGCCAAUUUUAUUGCUUUGAUUUGGAAUGUAAUUCUCUCAUUCAAAGCUCACAAGGAGGUCCUUCCCAAGUAGACACGCUUUAGCUAAUUUUACCCUCAGAAUUUCCAUUUUGUUUAUGUUACAAUGGAGUCCAUGUUUAUUAUUAUCCAAACCGUUCUGAUUCAUGGAAUUGAUCAAACAAUCCCUCUAGAUGGUUCCUUGUGAUUUGAUGAGAUUGACAUUUUAUAUUACCAAAUUGAAAAGAAAUUUUUAGGCCAAUU
This is a messenger RNA of Rubroshorea leprosula, 1189 nucleotides long. Lineage: Eukaryota; Viridiplantae; Streptophyta; Magnoliopsida; Malvales; Dipterocarpaceae. The record is from the annotation of a GenBank genome assembly.